Messenger RNA from Suricata suricatta (meerkat), 1187 nucleotides. It is a transcript of the gene STRA8, whose product is annotated as stimulated by retinoic acid 8. Gene Ontology annotation, biological process: cellular response to retinoic acid; meiotic cell cycle. The record is from RefSeq and is a predicted model, not a curated record. The transcript has 9 exons. Gene Ontology annotation, molecular function: protein dimerization activity. NCBI's taxonomy places the organism in Eukaryota, Metazoa, Chordata, Mammalia, Carnivora, Herpestidae. Bases 80 to 1168 code for a protein of 362 amino acids.
GGAGGGGGGACGUCGUGUGCACGGGCGCCCACCUCCCGCAGCGCGGCAGAAAACAAGGCAUACUAUAUAAUAGCUGAUCAUGGCGACCUCUGGAGAAGGCGGUAACCCCAGUGGCAAAGCGACACCCUGGACCCUGGCGCGGCUGCAGAAGCUCGAGCCGCGGGUGGCCCGCCGACGCCAGUCCCAGGCCCGCCACCGAGCCACCCUGCUGGGGCUGUUCAGCAACCUCCGCAAAAUCGUCUACUCCCAGUCCGAUCUCACAGCCUCAAAGUGGCAGGUUUUGAAUAAGGCGAAGAAUCACAUUCAGGAGCUAGAGCAAACCUUGGACAAUCUUCUGAAGCUGAAAGAAUCCUUCAACCUGGAGGACGGGAAUGCAAACAGCUUAGAGGAGGUCAAGGCGGAAUACGUCAGCAUGUGCUCUGGAAACCACAGCCUGGUCUCAAAUAAAGGCUCUGCCACCUGGUGCCCAGUUGAGGCAAUUAGGAAGGAUGCUGAGGGGGAGGAAGAGGAGGAAGAAGAGGAGGAAGAGGAGGAAGAGGAAGAAGAGAAGGAGAAAGAAGAGGAAAAAGUGGAGCUCUUACCCUCCCCAGUCACCUGGUUGCCAGGCCUCAUGGAGUUUGAACGGUAUCUCAACUUUUACAAACAGACGAUGGACCUUCUGAUCGGGAACGGGAUUGUCUCCUCACAGGAGGUGAUGCUGCCCAUCGUCUCUGCAGCCAUCUCCUACCUGUGGCAGAACCUCUCUGAGGAGAGGAAGGCCAGUCUCCUGCAGGCCUGGGCACAGAGGGGCAGCAGCCUCCCGGGCCUUGCAGGUGCCUAUGAGGAGCCAGGAUGUACCGAGGGCAGCAUGAAGGACAGUGGGGUUGACAGCCAAGGAGCUAGCUGCUCGCUCUUCUCUACCCCGGAGGAGAUCCUCUUUGAAGAUGCCUUCGAUGUGGCAAGUUUCCUGGAGAAAAGCGAGGCUCCAAGUACCUCGAGCUCUAGUUCAGCGUUUGCCAGCAGCAACCCAGAAAACCCCGAGGAGAAGUUUCAGCUCUAUAUGCAGAUCAUCGAGUUUUUUAAAAGCCUUUGCUGUGUUAACACUCAGUUAAAACAGGAACCAGACAUUCCCAUUGACGACGAGAUGAUCAUGUUGCAGUGCAUGGAGACCUUCGAUGACGAUCUGUGACACAGGAGGGCGGGGCGGG